AUGGCGGACAAGGAAGCAACGGUUUACAUUGUGGAUCUGGGGAAGUCCAUGGGGGAGAAGCGCCAUGGCCGACCAGUGACGGAUCUUGAAUGGGUCAUGGAAUAUGUCUGGGAUCGUAUCACAGCAAUAGUAGCUACAGGGCGCAAAACAGCUACAAUCGGCGUCAUUGGCCUCAAAACAGAUGAAACGUCCAAUGAACUUGAAGAAGACCCUCACUUUCGGCACAUUUCGGUACUCUCUGGGAUCCAACAGUUCCUCAUGCCAGAUAUCAGAAAAUUGGCGGGAACAAUUAAGCCCAGCAAGACCGACAAGGGAGACGCUAUUUCUGCCAUCAUCCUCGCCAUUCAGAUGAUCGUCACAUAUUGUAAGAAGCUCAAGUACAAGCGGAAGAUUGUCCUUGUUACAAAUGGUCGAGGAUGGAUGAGCAGUGAGGAUCUCGAGCAGAUCACGCAGAAGAUCAAAGAAGACAAUAUUGAGCUUGUAGUGCUGGGCACCGACUUCGACGAUCCCGAAUAUGGAUUCAAAGAAGAGGAAAAGGAUGCACAGAAGGCUGAAAACGAAGCUCUUCUUCGAGGUCUGGUUGAAGAUUGCGACGGAGCAUAUGGUACGCUUGAACAAGCCGUGUCUGAGAUGGACAUCCCGCGCGUCAAAAAGGUCAGGACAGUAGCAACGUUCAAAGGAUAUCUUCAGCUCGGGAACCCGGAAGAAUAUGAGACUGCUCUCCGUAUCCCCGUCGAACGGUAUUACCGCACGUAUGUGGCGAAGCCCCCAAGCGCGAGCUCUUUUGUACUCCGCUCAGAGAUACCUGAGCAAGACCUCGAAGAAUCCGGAACUGUCACAGGCACACCGGAUACCCACCCUGAAGGUGGCCCUCUUACGAGCGUGAGGAACUUACGAACCUACCAAGUCACUGAUGAGAAUGCCCCUGGUGGUAAGGUGGAUGUGGAACGGGAGGAAUUGGCAAAAGGCUAUGAGUACGGCCGGACAGCGGUACAUAUCAGUGCAACGGAUGAGAACAUUACGACACUCGAAACAUUCGCAGCACUGGAACUGGUGGGCUUCAUACAAACCGAUAAAUACGACCGGUACAUGCAUCUCACAACAACCAACAUCAUUGUUGGGCAGCGUGGAAACGAUAAAGCCUCAUUGGCUGUAUCGUCCUUCAUCCACGCUCUUUUUGAACUAGAAUGUUUUGCUGUUGCUCGUUUGGUAACAAAAGAGAAUAAAGCUCCGGUUAUGGUGUUGCUUGCCCCGUCAAUCGAACCGGACUACGAGUGUCUCCUCGAAGUCCAGCUACCAUUUGCUGAAGAUGUUCGGACAUAUCGUUUCCCUCCUCUGGAUAGAGUGAUCACUGUCUCCGGCAAGGUCGUGACCGAACAUCGAAAUCUUCCCAACAAGGACCUGCUUGAUGCUAUGAGUAAGUAUGUGGAUAGCAUGGAACUUGCGAAUACCGAUGAGGACGGAGAACCAGUUGAAGGUCUUCCUAUCGACAACUCCUUCUCGCCGGUCUUGCACCGCAUCGAUUCCGCAAUUCGCUACCGUGCCAUACAUCCCAACGAUCCAGUGCCUCCCCCUUCGAAAAACUUGACUAAGCUAUCGCAACCACCGCAAGAGUUGGUGGAAAAAGCAGAGCGCUAUCUAGAAAAGCUCAUGGCUGCUGCUGAUGUCAAGAAGGUACCACCGAAGGCCAAAGGACGCAAGCGUGCUCGUGAGAGCGAGAAGCCACUUUCCGGCCUCGACGUCGAUGCGCUCCUUCAUCAGGAAAAACGCGCGAAAAUCUCUUCGAAUAACGCAAUCCCAGAAUUCAAACAAACCUUAGCUCAGGCAGAAAACAUUGAGACGAUUACCGAGGCAGUGAAACAGAUGAAUACUAUUAUUGAGGAUCAAGUACAAAACAGUCUCGGCGAUGCGAACUAUGACCGAGUGAAUGAGGCACUGGGGGUCAUGCGGGGUGAGCUUAUAGCUUUCGAGGAACCUGCACUCUACAACGACUUCCUGCGGCAGCUCAAAGACAAGCUAUUGAAAGAGGAACUGGGAGGAGACCGACGAGAACUCUGGUGGCUGCUUCGGCGGAGUAAACUCGGGUUGAUUCAUCAUCGUGAAUCAGAUCAAUCGGAUGUGACUGAGGAACAGGCCAAAGAGGGCGUUAACAGCAAGGAAUGA
Messenger RNA from Aspergillus clavatus NRRL 1, 2163 nucleotides. Its product is annotated as ATP-dependent DNA helicase 2 subunit KU80. Gene Ontology annotation, cellular component: Ku70:Ku80 complex; nucleus. The record is from RefSeq and is a predicted model, not a curated record. Gene Ontology annotation, biological process: cellular response to gamma radiation; DNA recombination; cellular response to X-ray. NCBI's taxonomy places the organism in Eukaryota, Fungi, Ascomycota, Eurotiomycetes, Eurotiales, Aspergillaceae. Bases 1 to 2163 code for a protein of 720 amino acids. Gene Ontology annotation, molecular function: telomeric repeat DNA binding; double-stranded DNA binding; damaged DNA binding. The transcript has 11 exons.